UGGCCAACAGCAUUGCCGAAUAUUCGGUAUUCGGCCAAAUCAUUAUUCGUGGCAACUCUAAUAAUGAUGUCAAAUGUUCAAUAAAUAGUUAUCUUCUUUACCAAGAGAUAGUGAGUGUGUGGGUGGACAUUACAACGGGAGCACGCAUUAAAGUUCUUCUAAGUCUUAUUACAGAAAAAGAAGUGAUUCAAUAUGUCUCCUUUCAGCAUAGGCAGUACCUUGCUUCCUUUAGCAUUAGCAGUGCUGUUACUAUUUACGACAAUGAUCGAAGUACAUUGUGAUGACGGUACGAAUGAGUUGUCUAUAUUUGAUUUUACGAAUAACGACGACGUCGGAACUUGGACAGAGCAAUCGGACACAGUUCGAGAUGUUGGGAUGUCUAAAGCCAGUCUUGUAUUACAUCAAAAUAUUGGAUUUAGAAGAGCAAUAUUCUUUGCCCUCUUAAAUCCUCAACAGAAUGGAGCUGGUUUCGCUGGAAUGAGAUCUCUGCAAACAUACAAAGACCUCACUGGUUAUUCCAAAUUCCAAAUACAAUGUCGUGGACAAGGACAAUACAAUGGUUAUAAAAUUGUGUUGAGACACAAAGGAUUAAACGAUGAACCUAAUUAUUCGUUUGAACAAUUAUUCGACGCGCCGAAAGACGAGUUCGCAGUGCGUAGUUUACCAUUUUCGGAUUUUCAAGCUUAUUACCGGGGUAAAAAGGUAGUCAAUAACACUGAACCACUCGAUAUCUCCCAAAUAACAAGUAUUGGUAUUCAAAUGUAUGGAGGAGUUUAUAUGCCAGUGAAGCAAAAAGGACCGGCUACUUUAGAGAUCGACUGGAUAAAAGCAGCAGCGUAAGGAAUUAAUACCUAUCCACUAGGUAUUUACACGUGCGUGUCAUGUUCUUGAAAUAAAUAUGAAUUGUAAUAGACUUAUUUACUGAAUUCAUAAAUAGAAUACGUAAAUAAUUCUAA
This is a messenger RNA of Pectinophora gossypiella (pink bollworm), 956 nucleotides long. RefSeq lists its product as uncharacterized. Bases 193 to 840 code for a protein of 215 amino acids. The record is from RefSeq and is a predicted model, not a curated record. Lineage: Eukaryota; Metazoa; Arthropoda; Insecta; Lepidoptera; Gelechiidae. Gene Ontology annotation, biological process: NADH dehydrogenase complex assembly. The transcript has 3 exons.